Messenger RNA from Truncatella angustata, 1421 nucleotides. RefSeq names its product Alpha/Beta hydrolase protein. The record is from RefSeq and is a predicted model, not a curated record. The transcript has a single exon. Lineage: Eukaryota; Fungi; Ascomycota; Sordariomycetes; Amphisphaeriales; Sporocadaceae. Bases 200 to 1273 code for a protein of 357 amino acids. Gene Ontology annotation, molecular function: hydrolase activity.
AGCGCAUCACGGAUUGGUCCGUUUGUCGGACGAGGCUUCAAUAGUCCUGAAUCAUGAAAAAUCGUGAAAUCUGGGAAGUUGUGUACUGAUUUUACGACUGUGAUCGUAAUUCACGACCAUUUGUCCUGUCCUCUUCAACUUGUUAUAGCUUGUGUAUCCAGCACAUAAGCAUCAUUUCGUCACGAGUCGUAUGUGAAAGAUGUCGAACGGCGUGCCGGACGCUCCGGGCGCACCCAGCAACAGUUCAAUUACUAUACAGACGGAAACAGAACUGUCAUUAUUAUAUCGGGUUCUCAGGACAGUCAUAAAGCCACUGCGUCCCCGCUUGGUACACCCGGGGCAUAAGCAGCCAGCCGGCAGCCCCCGGCUCGGCUCUCAUCCUCAUUCUAAGGGUACCUUCACUAUCUCAGAGCGGCAACAUGAUGAUAGUGGCGUUUGGUUGUAUGAUUUCCAACCGGAGUCGCCCCCUACGAUAAAAAUCAAACCUCCGACAACGAUAUACUACUUUUGUGGUGGUGCUUUCCAGAGUCAGCCUUCGCGGGAACAUUGGAGUUUUAUUUCUCAGCUAGCCGGGUCUCUCAUACUUGAGCAUCAUUUCACGCUCGUCAGCUAUCCUCUCGCACCAGAGAGCCCAGCUAGCGAGUCUUUGUCGAUACUGCGGAGGCUCAUGAAGCCCAUAUUCAUGGAAGCGGCAAAGAAGGGAGACAGAAUCACCUUGAUGGGCGAUUCUGCUGGUGGUAACAUCGCUGCUAGCUUGGGUUUCUGGUGGGCAGAAGAAGUAGCUACGAGUGGCGAGUGCAAGUUGAAAUCGGUACUGCAGAGCAUCAUACUUGUCUCACCAGCAAUCGACCUGAGGAAUUCGAAUCCAGCUAUCGCGCAAGUCGAUCCAUUGGACCCGCUUCUCAGUGCGGCUUAUACCAAAUCUGUUGCAGAGGCAUGGCUAGCUGCUCCGCCGGAAAAGCCGCAUCUUCGCUCAUCAGCCGAUGACCCGAAGCUAUCUCCCGUGCUUCACGAGCCAAGUUCUUAUCGAAUAUUAGCAGAUUUGGGUAUUAAUGUUCAUUGUAUAUACGGCACGCACGAUGUACUUGCACCGGACGCCGAAGUGUUUAGAAAUAAGUGCGAGGAACAUGGCGUUAAAGGGCGUUGGCUGGUAUGGAAUGGGCAAAUGCACUGCUUCGUGCUUGCGGGAACUUACGGGAUGAGUGAGGGUAAAAGGGGCAUUGAGUGGCUAAUCGAAGUGUUGAAAGCGGAUGAUGCAUCCUCUCGGAGUUGAUGUAAUUAACUGCUGUUUACAUACUUCGUUUGGAUGGUUAUGAUAACUGUCCAAGAAUCGGGCUGAGGGGCGCAAGUUGCCCAGGCGUAUACGGUAGCGCAAGGAACGGCCUCUCCUUGGUGGUCACCAAACCCUGUUUUCAGUGGGU